Messenger RNA from Syngnathus typhle (broad-nosed pipefish), 1105 nucleotides. RefSeq names its product dynactin 5 (gene dctn5). Lineage: Eukaryota; Metazoa; Chordata; Actinopteri; Syngnathiformes; Syngnathidae. The transcript has 6 exons. The record is from RefSeq and is a predicted model, not a curated record. Bases 130 to 678 code for a protein of 182 amino acids.
ACUCGAUUUAUACUGUCUGAUCAUCAAUCCAAUUCAGCUGUCAGUCGAAGAAGCGGACCUUAACAAAACAAAUGCUUCCCAUUUGCCUUUCCUCUAUCAUUUCAUAAAUAGCUCCGCUAUUUUUCUACCAUGGAGUUGUCUGAAAUAUUGUACAACAAAGCGGAAUACAUUGAGACGGCGUCUGGCAACAAGGUGAGCAGGCAGUCGGUGCUCUGCGGAAGUCAAAACAUCGUACUUAAUGGCAAAACCAUCGUUAUGAAUGAUUGCAUCAUCAGGGGGGACCUGGCUAAUGUCAGGGUGGGCAGACAUUGUGUGGUUAAAAGCAGGAGUGUCAUUCGUCCACCGUUCAAAAAGUUCAGCAAAGGUGUGGCCUUCUUCCCACUUCACAUCGGCGACCACGUGUUCAUCGAGGAGGACUGCGUGGUGAACGCAGCCCAGAUCGGAUCCUACGUCCACAUCGGCAAGAACUGCGUUAUUGGUCGCCGUUGUGUGCUGAAAGACUGCUGCAAGAUCUUGGACAACACUGUCCUUCCUCCUGAGACAGUGGUGCCUCCUUUUACCGUCUUUUCUGGAUGCCCAGGUUUGUUUUCCGGGGAGCUUCCAGAAUGCACACAGGACCUGAUGAUUGACGUCACUAAGAGCUACUACCAGAAGUUUCUUCCCCUCAGCCAGAUAUAAAGGUUGCAAGGUCUUUUUAGUUACAACCGUCUUUUAUUUGUACAAGGUCCAGCUCGCUGUCUGCAUGCACAGGGAUGCCUUUGAAUCCCUAAAAGCAGAGCUUCUGUGCUGAAGUGAAGUGCUGUGCCUUGAAAAAUCACCAAACCUUUUUUUGUCCCUUUUGUUUAUAUCAUAAGGUAAUUUGAUGUCACAUUAUGUAUCAGAGAGAAAGAAGGAAGGAGAAUGCAUCUUUUGAAGGAACUUAUGACUUUGAGGAAGUCAGAUAAGACUAACUUGGACCAAAACGCUGUUGGAAGAAACACUAGAACUGAACAAUGGGAUUCCUCAUUACAGUGUACAUUUGCGUGAUGUCAUUGAGCAAGAGACAGCAUCUCAUCCACUCCUAGAAAUGCCUCGUGUGAUCUUGGUAAAUUAAAUAUUGAAAGAA